AUGGACAUGUACGGCAAGGACGCCACUCCCUGGGACUUGUUCUCCUCCGACCAAAAGAAUCGGUUUAUUAUUCCAUGGCUUCCCUCCUUUGAUCCCUCGGGAAACGUGAAGGUUUCAGAGGCGGUUCUUUAUGUUCUGACCAAGCUUUCCAAUGUUGGGAAAACAGAGAAAUCCGAGAAGAAGCAGAAGAACAGGGUGGCCGGAUGUGGAACUUGGCAUGGAAAUACAACGAAAGAGCCGGUCACCGAAGCUGAUGAGAACGGAGAGUAUUCCAGAGUGAUCGGGUUCCGGCGAUCUUUCACUUUCAGGUCUUCAACCCACGAAACAGUGGGACAAUGGAAUAUGAUGGAAUACAAUAUCAACCCGGUAGCCCAUAACAUCAAUCCUGCCCAAUUCAAUUGUGAGGAUAUCGUCUUGUGUAAAAUCAAAAGAGACGACUCAAAGAGUUCCUUGGGUGGAAGACUGGUCUCUAGAAAGAGGAAAUUAUGUGAUGAUAAUGCAACCGAAUCAAGAAAGAAAUUGAAUAUCUGUGAUGAUGAUGAGAAGCUGAGGAUUGCCAUACCAGAGCCGCCAUUAUUACCAAUCCAAAUCGAUGAGAAUCUUGAAUCAGGCAAUAGCAAUCUAUUAGGUGGAAUGUCUGGUGGUAGUACUAAUUGUGUGGAAGCUUCCGGAGAGACAAUUCCAAAUCUGGCAGAUUCAGAAACCACUGGCUGCCAUUUUGAUCCAAUUGUAGAUUUGGAUUCAACAAGCAAUUUGGGCAAUCUGUUGCAGCAGGGGAAUGAAGGAAACAUAUGGGAGUCUAACUUGGGCGAAGAUGUUAUGGAGGAACUGCUGCUGCAAUGGAAGGACGAAGACAUAUGGGGACCUAACUUGUGGGAUGGAUCACUAAUUGGGGAUGGGAUAUCGCCUCUUGAGGGAUCUGGACAUCGACAUGCAGUUACGCGUAAUUUGUAUGCCGAACAUCGAGCAGAAAAAGAAAAAAAGUUAAAGAAAGUGAAAAAUGUACAUCCUACGUUUGGCCCACUUGGUGAGUCAGCCAACGUAGACGACGACGAUGAUGAUGAUAAUUUUGAGGGAGAUGAAUCAGCAGAGGAUAGUUUUGAGAGUGGGGGGGACGAUGUGGAUGAGGAGGAUGACACAUCCGAGUAUUCCUCGCAUGAGAGGAGGGAUAUACAUAUUGGAGAUAACUCAGUACUGAACUCCAUUGGUCGUACUGUUGAUCAGACUCCAGUUCACCCUACCCGGGGGAGGGGGGGGGGGAAGUCGCUUGUUGGAUUAUCAACCCUGAAUUUAGCUUACACUCCUGGUGGUUCCAGUGUUUGUGUCGGCCCACAGAGUACUCUUUUUAGAGGUCAGAGUACUACUCUUCAGCAUGCAGGUCCGCAGAGUACUCUUUUCAGAGGUCACAGUACUACUCUUCAGCAUGCAGGCCUGCAGAGUACUGUUUUUAGAGGUCCCCCUCUGACUACUCAGCCUCGUUCCCGUUUUGGUGGCGCAUCCAUUGGUGCCUCUAUCCGUCCUGAGGCAGCUGCAUCGUCAUCAGGUACUAGCAGACGACGACGUACCUGGCGGGCCAUGAAGUACUCCUGGGGAUCCGCCCGAGACUGGACACCAAUUCGUACGCAGCUCGACGCGAUGACUGAGCAAGAGGUCGAAUGGGAGCCAUUUGGUCGCGAACAGGCGGCAGCAUAUCCGAGGACCAUCUUCGCAUACAUACCUCGUGCGCCGCUCACGCCGGUAGCUCAGUUUCGCGGGAAAAAUGCGCACAAAUUUCCGAAGUCAGAGUGCGUCAACCUCAGUCAUUGUGUGCCGUGGAUGCGUGAGAUGGAGAAGUUGACUCGAGGUUGCAUCGACGAUUUGAAGAAACUCGAUUUGGGUCUUGGUGAGGAGUGGGAUACUCGCCUGGAUGAUGUCAUCUUCCGGCACAGUCAGGCCCCAUGA
Messenger RNA from Oldenlandia corymbosa var. corymbosa, 1941 nucleotides. The record is from the annotation of a GenBank genome assembly. Lineage: Eukaryota; Viridiplantae; Streptophyta; Magnoliopsida; Gentianales; Rubiaceae.